This is a messenger RNA of Cheilinus undulatus (humphead wrasse), 3034 nucleotides long. Its product is annotated as tyrosine-protein kinase CSK-like. Lineage: Eukaryota; Metazoa; Chordata; Actinopteri; Labriformes; Labridae. The record is from RefSeq and is a predicted model, not a curated record. The coding region runs from base 773 to 2128 and encodes 451 amino acids. Gene Ontology annotation, molecular function: ATP binding; protein tyrosine kinase activity; protein binding. Gene Ontology annotation, biological process: protein phosphorylation; adherens junction organization; regulation of Fc receptor mediated stimulatory signaling pathway. The transcript is spliced from 14 exons.
UUCAAUGUUUCAAUUCUGAAGAGGAAAAGGAGUGAGGCUGCUUGAAGCUGACUUUUAUUAUAGUCUGAGUCGUUUUUAAUCCACUGCUGUAGUUUUAUCAAGCUGUUUUUCUAAAGAAAUUUUCAGUCUUUUUUAACAGAACGUGCGUCGAGGCUGUAGUUGCGGCGAAAAGCACCAAAAGAUUUAUGAGGCGUUUUUUGUAGAUGAUGUUGACAGGAGAUGAACCAAUAACAACACUGCCUCAUUUUAUUGUGGUACUUUUGGACUGCUGAAGUUUCGGGUCACCUGAGGCACACUUCACUUCCUUAUCAAGACUUGAUACGUUGUUUUGCGCGCUGACGUCCACUUUACCUUGUUUAUUUCAUGAAUGGAGUUUCUCAGUCUGUGGUUUUGAUGAAAACGGACAUCUGUCAGCGUAUCGCCUGGUUUUUGGCUUGAAUCCUCGGGUUGUUCAACUGGAAGCUUGUGUUGUAGAGUCUUGCUGGCAAAAGUGGCAGUCGAUUAAGUGAUACAAAGACAGCUUGUGCUGCAGGGUUCACCAGUGCACUCGUACUUCCGCUCUCCUGCAGACUGUGGUUUCAGAGAAGAGUGCUGCUGCAGGGUCCAGCUGUUGUCCACCAGCAGAGGAGAUUUCCUCAAGAGGACACCUGCAGACUGUCAGACCCAGCUGGGUGACCUGUAGGCUCUGUACGUGUGUGUGGGCGUGUUUACCAGCUCUAAUGGUAGCAGAUAGAAAAAAAAAUCCCCUGUGACAGGAUUCAACUGCCUCACCAUGACAGAGGUCCAGACUCCAUGGCCGCAGGGCACAGAAUGUGUGGCCAGGUACAACUUUAAAGGCACGUCAGAACAGGACCUGCCCUUCAACAAAGGGGAUGUGUUGACUAUUAUUAUUGUCACAAAGGAUCCAAACUGGUACAAAGCUAAAAAUGCUGCAGGUCAAGAGGGAACCAUUCCUGCCAACUACGUUCAGAAAAGGGAAGGUGUGAAACAUGGAGGCAAGCUGAGUCUAAUGCCAUGGUUUCAUGGGAAGAUAACUCGAGACCAGGCUGAGCAGUUGCUAAACCCCCCAGAGACAGGCCUGUUCUUGGUGCGAGAGAGCACCAACUUCCCUGGCGACUACACUUUAUGUGUGAGCUGCGACGGAAAGGUGGAGCACUACCACAUCAUCUACAACAAUGGCAAGCUGACAAUCGAUGAAGAGGCGUUCUUUGAAAACCUCAUGCAGCUGGUCGAGCACUACACCAAAGAUGCCGAUGGCUUGUGUACCAGACUAAUAAAGCCAAAGCUGGAGGAGGGGACAGUGGCCGCUCAGGAUGAGUUUUCUAGGAGUGGCUGGUCCAUGAACAGAAAAGACCUAACGCUGAAGCAGGUCAUUGGAAAAGGAGAGUUUGGAGAUGUAAUGGUGGGAGACUAUAGAGGGACUAAAGUAGCUGUGAAGUGCAUAAAACAUGAUGCUACGGCACAGGCCUUCAUUGCAGAGGCUUCUGUCAUGACGCAAUUACGGCACAAUAAUCUGGUGCAGCUGUUGGGAGUGAUUGUGGAAGAGAAUGGCAGUCUGUUUAUAGUAACUGAGUACAUGGCUAAGGGCUGUUUGGUUGACUACUUACGCUCCAGAGGUCGGACGGUACUCGGUGGAGAUGCUCUUCUUAAUUUUGCACUAGACGUCUGCGAAGCCAUGGCAUACCUGGAAGCCAAUAACUUUGUCCACAGAGACUUGGCAGCCCGCAACGUUCUGGUAUCAGAUGACAACAUCGCCAAAGUCAGUGACUUCGGCCUGACGAAGGAGGCCUCGUCCACUCAAGAUACAGCCAAACUUCCUGUGAAGUGGACCUCCCCAGAGGCCCUCAGAGAAAAGAAAUUUUCAACCAAAUCAGACGUUUGGAGUUACGGCAUAUUGCUUUGGGAGAUUUACUCUUUUGGUAGAGUGCCUUAUCCAAGAAUUCCAUUAAAAGAUGUUGUGCCUCGAGUAGAGAAGGGAUACAAAAUGGACUGUCCAGACGGCUGUCCUGAGGUGGUGUAUAACAUCAUGAAACAGUGCUGGAACCUGGAACCUGCUGGUCGACCAAGCUUUCAGAUGUUGAAGGAGUGGCUACAACAUAUCAGCCAAGGGAGGGGAAAAAGACAAUGAGGGAUCUGUGAGACAGAAACAGACAUAAAACUGACUUUUGCACCUCUAUUUUGACCGCCAGGAACCAUAACCUGGGAUUAAAACAAAGAUAAAAGCUGAAUUAAUGGGAAAGUUGUUGAUAAGCUUUCAAAUAUUACCAUUAUUAAGUUUGUUAUCCCUCAAAUCAAUUUGUUCAAAGUUCAGUAAGUCAAUGUGGAUCAGUUUUCCUGCGUGUGGUAUCAGGAGUGAAUGAUUAACUGUCAUAUUUAGAAUCUGUCCUUAAAACAGUGCUGCCUCAGAGCCACAGUGCCUUUGUGAUUAUUGUUUUUUAGUGAAAUCCUUGGUAUUAUUGAUACCAUUAUUUUAUUCCAUGUAGUUAGUUAACAUCAUUUGACUGACUUUACAUGAUCCAUGAUGUCUGUUUAAAAAAAGGAAAUAUGCUUGAAAAUAGGAAAACAAUUUAGAUAUUUGACUUUUCAUUGUACAACUUUUUUCAUCAUUUCCAGGUACACCAUCAUGCAUGAAUGUUGAAUUAUUUUUUUUAAACAACUAAGUUAAAAUGUCUAAUUAUACAGCUCUAUUUUUGCAUUGUUUUUUUUUAUUUACGUUUUUCUUGCCUACUUUUUCAUCCUCUGUUUGUCAAAGAAAAGCACAAGUUGAAAAAAAGUCACCUUACUACUGAUAAUUCACCAUCCUGUGCAUGCAUUUAGGUAAUGGUACACCUGUUUUGUCAUUUGUGUGUCCUAUUGGAUGUCACUAUUGCUGGCUACAAAACAAACUUACAAGUUCCAUCACAGAACCUGAACCUGUAUGUACACAGUAUUCCAUCCAACAUCAAUAAAUGUUUAAUUUUGGGAAUAUCUGUAUUUGACCAAAAUGUCUACAUUUUGUACUUAUUGAAAUAAAUAAAUAAAAUGUUGCUCUCUA